GUCUUUGUUCUUGUUUCUUUGCCUUCAACCGGCAUCGUACAAUCGAAAUAAACAAAGGAUCGUCGAACACUUUCUUCAGUCAUUCCCUCCCCGUGUCAACGCCACUCACCGACCAAGAAUGGCGUCGUCAAAUGAAACCGUGGAACAUGGCUCAGAACUCCCUUAUACUGACAUGCCGUCUAAAUAUUUGUAUUUCGAAUCAAACACGUACCAGAGGGACUCGAAGAUAUUCAAGGAUAUGCUACGGGAUGCACCGGGGGAGGUUGCCAAUACACUGCGCGAACUCCAUUCAAAGAACGAUAUUGCACGAAUGGCCUUAGCAAAAGAGAUAAGAGAUGUACUACUUGCUGGUCCCACUCGCAUGCAGAUGUCUUCCUUUCUCUCUACUGGCGUGCUCGGUCUUCUAGCAGACUUGGUUUCGGAUAAGACGUCUUAUGUCUUCGGUGUGGAUCCAAAAGCUGCACACAUGGAAGCCUUCUAUCCAAUCUCUAUCUUCAGUUCCAUGUUCAAGAUGGCGAAGUAUCUCCAUACCUAUUUUGAUGAAUGCCAUGGCAAGUAUCGCGAUAUAAUCGAGGACUAUCUGGGGAAGCUACCAAGGUUCUGGAAUCUCUUAUGGGACACAUUAAUCCCGUCUGGUAUGCUAGAAGGUUGUUUUCCAGACCAAAAAGACAAAGUAGACGGCGGUUAUGAUCUUCAAUUGCGAAUGACUCUCGUAACAGUUUGCCAUCAUAGCGCACUACUAUACGAGAAAUUUGUCCACCGGUUACCACCUUUCACUGAACGCCUCGCACACGUCAUGCUCUACUGCUGGCGGGUGAGCCUCGGUCGUCAAACACGUGCUUGCUGCAUGCAAAUCGUAUACAUGUCCAUGCAAUACUGCCUCGUUCUAAAAGACGCAGCCACUCCGGAGCUUUUUCUUUGCGAGGCAGCCCCGAGUGAUGACAUUGUUCAAGAUGUCCUUGAUGGCCUCGUGGCUGUCUUCAUAGACCAUAAGAUUGAACGCGAUUUCGUGACCCAUUCUUUGGUACUCUUUUUCAUGGUGAUGGAACACAGGCCACGCAAUUUUCGGAAGCCACUGGAAUCUAUGGUAGCGAAGUGCAUCAGUGGGUUGACCACCUUGUGUCAACGAGUGCUCUGCCUCGAUGACGAAGAAACCUCUGAUACUGUCAUCAAAAUGACUCUCGCUUCUAUGAACGAAAUGUUAAAUUUUGUCGAGCCAAGUGGUGGACUCGCAAUUCAGAUGAUCAAAUCGGCUGAUUUCCUGCAGAUUGUAACUUACAUACUACCGUCCUGUGUUAAUCGUGGCGAUGAGGAUUUGUUCCAUGCCAUUGCCCAAAUGCUGAAAACCUAUGGUAAUGUGGGUGAAUAUCAACACCGAUUUACCACUUCCACCCAUCUCCGCGACAUCGUUCUGAAGGACUAUGUGAAAACGACGCAUGUUCUUAAGUCACUCGACCGCAGACUUCGUACUGCUCUCUCGAAGAAGGCUUGCAACGCCUGGGACAUUUUCGGUAGUGAAAUGAACAUGGAAAAUCAUCUCAAGCUUUAUACUGAGAGUCAAAUUCGGCCGGGUCUGUUCCCGCCAUCAUGGAAGGCUUGUCACUGGGAUGAAUGUCUUUGUCACAAUAUGCACCCGAGGCAUCCAAUGAAAAUCUGUAAAGGAUGCUGGAACGCACGAUACUGCUGCACUAAAUGCCAGAGACUGGAUUGGACGAAAGGUGGACACAAGGAGGAAUGUCGACGUUACAACUGUAUCUAGUCUUCACGCCAUACUGAUGAAAAAUUUAUGGUCCUGUCUUGUACAUAUGCACUACGAUCAUGAGACGGCGUCCGAAUGUAUCUCAAUAUUCCAGUUACACUGUGGGUUGCAGAUUCCGAGUCAGAUUCUCUUAUAUAGCUCAAGCCUAUAAUACAAAAUGUCUUGUUUGUCCUA
This is a messenger RNA of Somion occarium, 1933 nucleotides long. Lineage: Eukaryota; Fungi; Basidiomycota; Agaricomycetes; Polyporales; Cerrenaceae. The record is from the annotation of a GenBank genome assembly.